CUCGUGUCGUGUCGUAUCCGCCCACUGCUGUCACUCUAGUGAGCAAGCAAGACAGCAAUGGCAGCGCUCAGCAAAAUAACGCACAACUGCUAUGAAGUCGGUCACACUUGGAACCCGUCGUGUAUGCAGUCCACCUUGGACAUAACGAAAGGCGCGUUGGAGGUCUCUUUCAAAAUAUACGCCCCUCUUUACGUGGUAGCAGCUAUUCUUAGGGGAAGGAAAAAGGAUUACUACUUGAAAAGGCUUCUUCCCGAGAUCUUACAGUCUACCUCUUUCCUCACUGCCAAUGGAGGCCUCUAUAUUUUCUUCUUCUGUAUUCUCAGGAAACUGCUGGGAGGCUUUUAUUCUUGGUCCGCUGGGUUUGGCUCGGCCCUGCCCGCCUCCUAUAUUGCUAUCCUUCUAGAGCGCAAGAGCAGAAGAGGACUUCUCACAAUAUACAUGACAAAUCUAGCAACAGAGACCUUGUUUCGCAUGGCCAUGACGCGUGGCCUCAUCAAACCCAUCAAACAUGGCGAGGUGCUCCUCUUCUGCAUUACUGCAUCCCUCUACAUGUUCCUCUUUAGGAGUAAAGAUGGCCUCAAGGGCUUUGCAUUUUCAGCAUUAAAAUUCAUCAUCGGCAAAGAAGAGAUCCCAUCUCACUCUGUUCUGGCCGAGCAGGUUCCUGCAACUCCCCGAGAGGCGUCGGCCGACUCGGAGACUGAGGCUUCGCAUGCCUCAAGAAUACAGCACUACUCAAGGAGCAACUCUUUGUUAGCCUAUGUCAGGAAACUGCUAAAGUCAUUAUGCCUACGAGGUCCGAAACACAGAUGUUGUAAACAUCAGAAUGACAAUUGCAUUUCUUACUCCGUUAAAGGUUUUGUGAGGAUGUUCAGCGUUGGCUACUUGAUUCAGUGCUGCCUUAAAGUGCCCUCAGCGUUACGCUACGUCUUCUCAAAACCGUCACGGCUUCCUUCCCUCUUCUACAACAAAGACAACUUCCAGCUCGGGGCUUUUCUAGGGUUUUUUGUUAGCAUCUACAAGGGAGCAAGCUGCUUGCUACGUUGGUUGCGGGAUAUUGACGACGAGCUCCAUGCUUUGGUGGCUGGGUUCCUGGCAGGAAUCUCCAUGUUCUUCUACAAGAGCACAUCGAUAUCAAUGUAUCUCUUCUCUAAGCUGGUGGAGACCUUGUACUUCAAGGGCAUCGAGGCAGGUCACUUUCCGUAUUUCCCACAAGCGGACACAUAUCUGUACGCCAUCUCCACCGCCAUCUGUUUUCAAGCUGCUGUGAUGGAGAUGCAGAAUCUUCGGCCUGCGUACUGGAAGUUUCUGCUGCGUCUUACUAAGGGCAGGUUUGGGCUGAUGAACCGACAGCUGCUAGAUGUUUUUGGCACCGAGGCCUCUAAGAACUUUCAGGGCUUUUCUCCCAAACUGGAUCCACGCUAUGUUUCGGCGCCCAGCCAAACGAUGCUACCAUCAGGAGGCGACGUUCAGCUUGGAUGGCGUGGGGUUUUGGUGAUCAGAAAUUGUGACCUUUUGUGAAGAAAUGUUAUUUGGAGGAAUAUCUUGUUCUUAUUUUUUUAGCCAAUUCUAGGUCUGAAGCAUUGCGCAAAAUGGCAGGAAUGUGACUAAAUCUAUUUAAGGCUACUCUACGCCCUCAAGGAAAUCUGGAGUCAUGAUUUAUACAUUUUUCACAUAAGGUUGUAGCAUUCCAUUACUCAUAUCUUUCUUUCUUAUGUUUUUUCCAUCUUGUUCCCGACUGAACAAUGUUUGUGUUUUAAUGGAACUGAUAAAACUAAUGUUGGUGUUUCAGCUAGGUUGACAAGAUUUCAACUUGAGGCUAGUAACGUGAAGCGUGUAGUCGAGUUUAAUUUAAACUCGUAGGUGUGAGUUUGGUGGUUUGACUAACCAAGCCCUUUAAUAAGGAGUACGGAAUAUACAAUUUUAUAUGCACAUCUAUGCACUUCUAAAAAUCAGAUUAAAUCCUGAGAUCCCACUAGAAAAAGAAAAAACAAGUUCAAUCAUGGUACCAUAUUUUUUUAAAGAAGUAAAUCCUUUUAAGGACUUAAAAAACAGGUUACCCUGGUAGCAAAAAGCUAACCAUCUUCCUACACUAAUUUCUGUGAGGAUUUUUUUAAUGUUUGUUUUAAGGCAUGUUUUGCCAUUACCUCCUAUUUCUUUGUUAAGCAUACAUGUAUAGAUACUCUAUUAAGAAAGAAUUAAGAGAAAUGACAUUGAAGUCCUAAGGGGACAUUUUAUUAUUAUUAUUUGCAAAUAAUUAGGUGCAGUGUCUUCCCACCUGUGAAAACCAAAUGAAUAUGUGGGGAGCUACGCAACUGCGAAAAUCAGUAUGUGAGCGAGCAACUUUAAUGUGAAAAACAAAGCGGCUCAUUGACGUAGUUCCAGCCCCAUACAUAAGUUUUCCCGCCUGUUACUUGGUAGCUAUGCUCAAUUGAGAUCUGCCAUUUCCAAAGCAAUGAGACCUGAGAAAUGUAAUAUAUUUUUUAAUGUUACCAACAAGAGACCAACAACAAAUUUUGACUUAGUCCAAAUAGAUGAAUUUCACAGCAAAUUAAACGUUUACCAUAUGUGCAAAGAUUUAUUUUGUAAUUUUACGUUGCCAUUUACUCAAUGACGCAUUUACAAUUCGUAAAAAUGUCUCCCCCACUGCUGCCGUGUGUGCCAAAAAUGAUGUAAUGCUUCAAAUGACUUCCUUGGCAUAUUUUACACGGUUGAAUUUUAUCCUCAUGUGUUUUCACAAGUGGACAACACUUGGUCAUGUAUGACCAGGCUGUGAAAUUUAAGUUUCUGAACAUUUUGCAUCCGGCACUCCAAAACGGCUUUAAACACACAUGACCUCUGUUGGAGAAUUCAUUGUUUUAAACAUGACUUUAUACUAACACAAUCUAUAUUACAUAUUAUUACACUAAGG
Molecule: messenger RNA, 2908 nt
Organism: Corythoichthys intestinalis (scribbled pipefish)
Lineage: Eukaryota; Metazoa; Chordata; Actinopteri; Syngnathiformes; Syngnathidae
Gene: tmem135
Product: transmembrane protein 135
Exons: 15
Coding region: 58-1518 (486 amino acids)
Source: RefSeq, a predicted model, not a curated record